Molecule: messenger RNA, 1244 nt
Organism: Penaeus monodon (black tiger shrimp)
Lineage: Eukaryota; Metazoa; Arthropoda; Malacostraca; Decapoda; Penaeidae
Product: AT-rich interactive domain-containing protein 1A-like
Source: RefSeq, a predicted model, not a curated record
ACUAGUCGACCUAAACCAUUCGGAAAAAAGGUAUUGACCGACUCUCCGAAACUUUGACUUUACUUGACUGCAAUAGACAAGCUCAAGAUGGCGUCGGUUACGGUGUGUGGAGCAACCGUUACCAGGAGAACGGCAAACAUCCUUGCUGCAGUUGGAUCGGUGGGAAUAUUAGCUAGUUGCUUAAUAAUAAUUCCAGGUUUUGCCAUAGGCUGCCAAACUUACAGAUACAUCAACGGCAACAUCAUUCGCUACAAAACUGACUGUACGACUUCUUCGAUUCUGGUCAUCACAGGAAUAGUUCUUCUGUCUGUUGCAGUGCCUGUUGCGAUAUGUGGAUGUAUAAUGCUUUAUCGCAUACGGAGGGCCAGAGUACCAAUGGCAAUGCCCGUGACGAUGGGUGCACCCAUGCACUAUGGGCAGCCCCACCUACAACAGGGAGUAGGUCAGCCUUACUUACAGCAGGGAGAAGGUCAGCUUUACCCACAACAAGGAACACAUCAGCCUUACCCACAGCAGGCAGCAGCUCCACCAUACCCACAGCAGGCAGCAGCUCCACCAUACCCACAGCAGGCAGCAGCUCCACCAUACCCACAGCAGGCAGCAGCUUCACCAUACCCACAGCAAACACCAGGUCUACCACACGAUCAAGGCCCAGACCAGCGCUAUCCUCAAAAGAGUGCAUAUUUAGAGCCUACGCAACUGAGAUUACAUUAAGAGUAUUCGCAGGCAUAUCUACAACGCAGAUCCGCCAAACUGGCAGCCGGUGACAUUGCAUGCAUGCAGUAGUUGCAGAAAAAUAAAUUCUGCAACCAAUUCAUGUGAAUCCUGAUUCACAGACAAAUCUGAGUAAAAUUAACAUUUCCAGUGUUUUUUUUCCGGUAUAAGAUUCAAGUUAAUUCUCCAGUGUGAUUGAGUUAUAUUUCGAGUCUGUAAUUAAUAUAUUCAAAUCUGUACCACCUGUAGCUGGCAAAGGCAAGAUACACGAGUAUGUAUAAAUGGAAUGUCUUUCCCUUUCAAAUUAGUAAUAAUAUAGAUAGCAAUGAGAAGUUUCAUUAAGCACUAGUUACUUUUUCAUAAUAUAACAUACUUGAUUUUGCUACCUUGUAGAAUAAUUUACAACUACAUAAAGCAACUUUAGAGAAAAUAGAUUUUUUUCACUGAAGGUAUGAAAGAAUCGAGGACAUUUAUCCAAAUAUAGUUCUGCGCAAUGUAAUUUGACAAUAUAUGAUUAAAAUUUCUUGAUC